Galleria mellonella (greater wax moth) is the source of this 11715-nucleotide messenger RNA. It is a transcript of the gene TppII, whose product is annotated as tripeptidyl-peptidase 2. Lineage: Eukaryota; Metazoa; Arthropoda; Insecta; Lepidoptera; Pyralidae. Gene Ontology annotation, biological process: proteolysis. The transcript has 26 exons. Bases 1 to 3969 code for a protein of 1322 amino acids. Gene Ontology annotation, molecular function: tripeptidyl-peptidase activity; serine-type endopeptidase activity. Gene Ontology annotation, cellular component: cytosol. The record is from RefSeq and is a predicted model, not a curated record.
AUGAAGAAACUCGGCAGGAUUUCGUACCACAUUUUAUUAUAUAGAACAAAAUACACAAAAACUACUACACUCCAAAGAAUGACAAGUACUGUGACGGUAGUAUCUGUGUUGCCAGAAAGUGAAAAAAUGUUCCAACAUUUAUAUGAAAGAAAAAAUAAUAGUAUCGAAUCAUCAAAAAUGGAAGACGUACCGAUCGACUGUGAUUUUCCUGUUUGGGGUUUAUUGCCGAAAAAAGAGACAGGGGUUGUCUCCUUUUUAAAUAAAUAUCCAAAAUACGAUGGCAGAGGUACAGUUAUUGCUAUUUUUGACUCGGGUGUGGAUCCAGCAGCCCCUGGUUUGCAGGUGACUAGUACGGGAGAAACAAAGGUUAUAGAGAGAUUUGACUGUAGCGGUUCCGGCGAUGUAGAUACAAGCACGGUUAUAAAAAAAGAUACCGAUGGAUGCAUUACCGGCCUGACAGGCCGAAAACUGAAAGUCCCAGAAACAUGGAAGAAUCCGAGUGGUGAAUAUCGCAUUGGUGUACUGUACCCAUUCUCAAUGUACCCUUCAAAGGUAAAAGAAAGGAUACAGGAGUACCGAAAAGAGCACAUAUGGGAUGUAGGACAUAAGCCCGCUUUUGCAGAAGCUAAUAAAAAAUUACAGGAGUUUGAGUCUGAAGUUGUGUCUAAAAAUCCAACUUUAAGUUCUGAAGACAAAUUCAUGAAGGAGGAGCUAGAGGCCAGAGUGGAGGUGUUGCAAAAUGCAGAAAAGAAAUACACAGAUCUCGGUCCCACAUAUGACUGUGUCCUCUUUCACGACGGUGAUGUGUGGCGGGCAUGCAUCGAUACAUCCGAGUGUGGUGACCUUGCAUCAGGGCCUUUGCUGGGCGAGUACAGCGUGACGCACGAGCACGCCCACUUGACGGAUCUUGACGAGAUGACAAUCAGCAUCAAUGUACAUGACGAGGGCCAAACGCUCGAGGUGGUUGGCAUGUGCUCUACCCAUGGGACGCAUGUAGCAGCGAUUGCAUCUGGCUACUUUGCCGAUGAGCCCGAGAAGAAUGGCGUGGCACCCGGCGCCAAGAUCAUCUCACUCACGAUCGGGGAUAGCAGGCUCGGUUCAAUGGAGACCGGCACUGCAUUAAUCAGAGCUUGUAUCAAAAUCAUGGAGUUAUCCAAGAAGAUGAAGAUCGACGUGAUCAAUAUGAGUUACGGCGAACACGCGCAUUGGUCCAACGCCGGGCGCGUGGGUGAGACGAUAUGCUCGGUGGUGAACGAGUACGGCGUGUCGUGGGUGGUGUCGGCCGGCAACCACGGGCCCGCGCUCGCCACCGUCGGCUCGCCGCCCGACAUUGAGCAGGCCGUGCUGAUCGGUGUGGGCGCGUACGUGUCGCCCGAGAUGAUGUCGGCGGCGUACUCUAUGCGCGCGCGGCUGGGCGGCGGCGCGUUCAGCUGGAGCUCGCGCGGGCCCGCCGCCGACGGCGCGCUCGGGCUCGCCGUCUGCGCGCCCGGCGGCGCCAUCGCCUCCGUCGCCAGAUUCACAUUGAGGAGUUGCCAGCUGAUGAAUGGAACAUCAAUGGCCGCUCCGCACGUUGCUGGUGUCGUUGCGGCCUUAAUUUCCGGUCUAAAAGACAAAGAUAUACCUUAUUCACCGUACUCAAUAAAACGGAUGCUGGAGAACUCGGCCACGUAUCUCAGCCAUGUGGAGCCGUGGGCGCAAGGUGCUGGCUUGGUUAACAUAGAGAAGGCAUUCGAAUUGCUGACGUCGUACCACGAUGUCCUUGAGCGGGACGUAACGUUCAGUAUACAGUGCGGGCCCGCCAACUCCAAAGGCAUCCUGCUGCGGCCGCGUCCCGACGAUCCUCAAAAGGACAUCGGCGUCACCAUCGAGCCGAAAUUCCUGCACUACCACGACGACGAGCACGACAAGGCGGUGAUGUCGAAGCAGCUGUCGUUCGGCAUGCGGCUGGCGCUGUCGUGCGGCGCGGCGUGGCUGGCGGCGCCCGCGCACCUCGACCUCAUGAACGCCGCGCGCCCGAUCGCGCUUCGCCUCGAUACCGCCGCGCUGCCGCCCGGCGCGCAUUUCACCAGCUUGAACGCUUACGACGUGACGUGCCCGGAGAAGGGCCCAGUGUUCCGCGUGCCGGUAACGGUGCUGCAGCCCACGCCGCUGCCGCCGCCGCCCGCCGCGCCGCAAUUCACCGCCACCGAUGUACUCUUCAAGCCCGCGAAUAUCAAGAGGCACUUUUUUAUGCCCCCACAAGGAGCGACUUGGGGUGUACUGAAAAUGUGGACGACGGACCACAACAAUAGCGGCCGGUUUCUGGUGCAUACAAUGCAGCUGCUGCCGCGCCGCAGUUGCCGUUGCCACGAAACGCAGAAAAUGGUCAACGUCUCAUCGGAAGCACCUACUUUGCUGCCUUUUCAGGUGGUGGGCGGAGUCCUAAUAGAGGUUGUGAUAGCGAAGUAUUGGGCUAAUAUUGGCGACUUGAUUAUGAGCUACACAAUCGAGUUUCACGGACUGAAGCCGGAUUUCGGAUCGCGGCUGGUGUUCGCGGCCAGCGAGGGGAUCCGCACCUUUAACGUCUCCGCGCUGCGGCUGCAGGAGCUGCAGCCCACCGCCCAGCUCAAGUACUCCGAGCCUGUCGUCAGGCCAACGGAAUCUAAAAUAAUAUCGUUGACUGCGCGAGAUGUAAUCCCGCCAGCCAGACAGAUAUACCAACUUCUGAAUACGUACAACUUCCAUAUUGCGAAAGCUACUGAGGUAACGCCGAUAGUGACGAUGUUGUCUGAGACACUGUACGAGUCGGAGUUCGAGUCUCAGAUGUGGAUGUUGUACAAUAGCUGUAAACAGUUGAUGGCCGUCGGUGAUGCAUAUCCGUCCAAGUACUCGGUGAAGUUGGAGAAGGGCGACUACGUGCUGCGGCUGAACGUGCGGCACGACAACCGCGCGCUGCUGGAGCGGCUGCAGGAGCUGCCCGUGCUCGUGCAGCAGCGCCUCGCGCAGACCAUCGCGCUCGACGUCUACUGCUCGCACUCGCAGGCGAUAACAGGAGGGAAGAAAUUUGUUACAGCGUCCCUGUCCAACGGGACUACCUUACCAUUGUACAUAGCUGCUCUACCUUCGGAUAAGCUGAGCCGGUCGCAGCUGGGCGUGGGGCAGGCGCUGUCGGGGUCGCUGAGCCUGGCCAAGGACGAGCUGGGCCGCCGCGCCGACACCUACGCGCUGCACUACGCGCCCUGCGAGCCGCCGCGCCGCGCCGCCAAGGACAAGCCCAAGCCCGACGACUACGCCGACGCCUACCGCGACUUCGCUGCCGGCUGGCUGCCCAAGCUCGAAGGCGAUAAACUAGAGCAGUUGUACGAGGAGAUGCAGCAGAAGUUCCCAGGCUACCUGGGCACUUAUAUCGCCUAUCUACAUGCCCUGGACCCCCCCACGGAUCCUAAGAAGUUACCUCACGCCAACGAAGAGCCAGAUGUUACAAAAGCAUGGUGUGAACAGCUCAUCGCUAUAUCAGAUAAGGUGAUCAAAGCGAUAGAUCAAGACAAAUUGCUCGCCAAUCUCGGAAUUAAGAAUGACAUACGCAGCGACGCCAAUAAAAUCAAACAGGAGCAGGAGCGGCAGCGCGGCUGGGCGGCGGAGGCGCUGUGCCGGCGCGGCGCCGCGCUCAGCCGCCUGCGCCGCCUGGCGCCCGCCGCGCCCGCGCUCGCCGCCGCCGCCGCCGACAACUACGCCGACCUGCUCAAGUUCGCCGACGCCGCCGACCCCAAGCUGCCCGCGGUGAUGCACUACGGCGUAUGGCACUGCUUCACCAACAAACAUUGGGGGCGAGCGAUCAAACUGCUCAACAAGAUCCAAGAGGAGCGGCCUUCAAGGGACGCGGAGGAACGCCUCGUCGAGGCGUACGAACAGUUGGGGUGGAAUUACCUCGCGAAAACUACCCAGUUGUCGUUACCGAUCAAGUACCCUUCGGCGUACCGACCCUUCUGAGGGUGUGUGGACGAUCACUAAUACAUGCGCGGUAAGCGCCUGCGCAAGCGGCGGCCAUUUUGUCAUAAUUUCCCUUUCAUGUAAUUACGUAACACGUGUUUUUUAGAUUUUUUUUUAUAGAUGACAUUGACAAGCCCUGUCUAUCCCUUUCAGACCUGAACGAUACGGGCGUGGGUUGUAACAUUAAAAAAUUCUAAAACCGCGCGCAAUUCAUUUUUACGCACGAAGCUGAAAUAACAUGAUAGUGAGAUUUUAAACCAGCCAAUAAGAAAUCAUUUUAGCGGUUAGGUGGUGCAGUAGUCUCGUGCGUGCCGGCAAGAUGACUUGGCGCCAAAACACGAAAAUAUAUUUAAUCUGAAAGAAAAAAAAUCUUGGGUCUGAAAGGGCUAUGUUAUCGGUUGACGCUGUUCAGGUACCAGUAGGUGAUGAUAGGUGAGCUCAAUUGGUCCAUCCUGAAAGGGAGUUUUGUCCGCUUGACAACAUGUAAGUCGUUCGCGCAAUCCAUUAACCGUUUCGGAUAUCGACUCGUGAUGUGGUAGUGACCGGAUUUAGGCAAUAGGCACGAAUAACACUUCCUAUCUCAUUGUCAGACAACAAAAAGGGUAUUGAAACAUGUUGUUUUGAACCUACAAAUUGUUGGGUUCGAAAUUUCUGGAACUUUUUUUUUUUAUAUAACUACCCCCUUAUUCGAUAACCAUAAAGUUAUUCAAUAGAUUGAAUUUGUUUUGUCCUUUUUGUUUUUAGGUUAAUUUUUAUUUUGUGACAAAGUGACAAAUCAUGCUAAUACCACAGUAUAACGAAUAACCAGUGGUUCAACGUCUUUGGCGUGUUACGAACGACUGCAUGGCAAUAAGGGACGCGUCGCUUUGUCUAGACGUGUCCACUGGACGACUGGUAGGAAAAAAAUUAAGUUUUUUUAAUCUGUGGUUAAAAAAAAAUAUUAUAAUUAGGAAUUAGAUGGAUAAUGUUUACGUACUGAUACUUAUUUUAAACAUGUUAAUACAUAAUGGUAAUGUGUAAUCGAUUUGUUUGUUUUGAACAUGUAUAGUUUGUCGUAUGGCUUGUAGAGAACGCGGUACAGUGUUCGUUGAUCGAGAUUAUAUAAUAAAAAUGUUUUGUAUUUUAUUAAAAUUUCAUAUGAAAUCGCCGACAAUUCGGGAAUAAUUACUACACUAGUAACCGUAGUACUAGUAUGGUGAUUACUAAUAUAAUAAUUAGUUAUUAUUAUAUUAGUCAUUACUAAUUAUUAUAUUACUGGUUACUAAUUAUUAUAUUACUGGUUACUAAUUAUUAUAUUACCGAUUACUAAUUAUUAUAUUACCGAUUACUAAUUAUUAUAUUACCGAUUACUAAUUAUUAUAUUACUGAUUACUAAUUAUUAAUUACCAUAUUAGUAAUCGCUAAUUAUUAUAUUAGUAAUUACUGUAUUAGUAUAGUAAUUUUUAAUUAUGAUAUAAAUUAUUACUGUAUAAUUUUUUUUCAAAUUUUCUCUAAAGUCAUCCAUCCACAAUUCGAGAGUAAUUACUAUAUCGACAAUUACUGUACUAGAAUAGUAAUUGCUACUUAAAAUUAGUACUAAUUAAUAAGUAGUAAUCACUAUAUUAGUACAGUAAUUACCAGUAUAGUAUGCUGUUCUGGCACAGUAAUUACUAUAUUAGUAUAAAUUAGUCCUAGAUACGAUUCUCGGCUGAUCUCAUAUACCUUCGUUGAUGCGGUCGCGACCAGAGCAUGGUCAGGUAUAGAGUGUACAGCUUUGCCCUUGGUUUCGCGUUAACAAGAUAAUAGAUACGAUUCGACGCUAUUAUUACGUCUAAGUAUAGCAAUAUUGUUGAUAUUACGUAAAACAUCGUGUUAUAGUUAUAAUUAAUACAUUUAUGACGCAUUUUCUGGUUGUUCAUAUUAUAUGAAAUGAAACCAAUAUUAAUAUAUGAGUUAUUUACCGUAUCUUACACGACUUAAGCAUUUUUUUUUAAUUAUUUUUAUGACGUGGAUUUAUACAGGUGAAAUAAUAAUCUUUAUCCUUCAUCCAUUCUUUUCCUUUGUUUAAAAUUCGAAUGAUAAGUAUUCGAAAAAGAAAAUAUAAACCUGUUUUAUACUUAAACAUUUUUUUUUUUAUUUUUAUGACGAGAAUUUAUGCAGGCGGAAUAACAAUAUUUAGCAGUCUUUUCUUUUUUUAAAAUUCGAACGUUAAGUGUUCGAAAAGGAAAAGAAAAAUAUAAACCUGUCUCACACUUAAUUUUUUUUUUUAUUUUUAUGACCAGGAUUUAGCCACCUUUAGCACUUUUUUUUUUAAUUCGAACGUAAAGUAUUCGAGAAAAAAAAAUAUAAAAUAUAUGCCACCCAUAUUUUUUAAUGGACAACAAUAGUAUGGUAGCCACGCCCACGUUAUCGGUAUACGCUGGUGAUACACUUGUGAAUGGUGAUGAGAGCAGGUCAGUUCUUCGUGAUGAAUUCAACAAGAAUUAACCGCAUGGAGGGAUCAGCUGUAAACUGUAUCUGCUUUACAGUCUUUUCCCCCUAAACCAUUCAUACUGCCAUGACUCGUUCAUCUACCAACUGUCAUACAUAUACAUACAGCUGGCAUACAUUAAAAUGGAAGGCUCCAAAUGUUUUGUUUGUUGUUUUUCAAUAUGUUUCUUUAAGAAAUACGUUCAGUAUCACCGGUAAAACAAUCUUAAUUGGAUAUUUAUAAAAUUCGAUAUCGUUAAGUAUAGAUGAAUUACGUAAAACAAAAAUAUUAAUAUAUGACGUCAGAAAAGUUCUCAGUUCUGACGUUAUUUUUGCUCGUCAUAUUUGAUGAUUCGGCCAUCGAUACUGUUUACUUUCGACAUACGAAUUGACUUUUCAUACAAAUUUUUUAUUUGUUUUUUUUUUGUAGAAAUUUCCACAAAAAGACGUUCAUAGGCUACAGUAACCGUUUACUAUCUGAGGGCCUACCAUGAAAUGUUUUCCGAAAUUUUGGAGCCAAACGGAACACAAAUUUGUUGUUUAAAUUACAUAAUACAAGCCGUUUGGAAAUAUUAAAAAUUUUGUUAAAAUAUUGUUUCUCUGGACUUUUAUGAUAAAAUGUUAUACUCCAUUUAUUGGUCAGAUUUUGGUAUAAACAAAAACACGAAAUUGAGUCCGAAAUUUCGAAAUUAGAUUUCAUGGUAGACCCGCUGAUGGGCUGUACGCUAGUUUGUCACCCUCGUGGUAUAUAACGUUUCGUACUAAUUUUAUCAUUAGGUUUUUUUUUUUGUGAAUAUCUUAUAUUUAUUAUGGGACAUAUUUGCGACCAAUAACUGAGUUGUCUUUUGAAAUUAUAGUAUUUAAUGCAUAUGGUGUGAAGCGUGGACUGCGUGGUUUUGAGUCGAUGGACAGUUAACUAAUUUGCCACGAGACAAAUAGAAAACGAAUCAUUCGCUAGACAUGCAUGAGAAAGACCAAUGCGCAAGACGUUACUGUCUCGUUCUAUUUCAUGCAUGCGGUAACGAAAACGUAUCUGCCGAGGGAUUCGCAUUUCAGGGAUAAAUCACUGUAUUUUAAACGCACAACAAUUAUUUUAUUACUAAGCAAUGUUAGAUAGACUCUUGUAUCACAAUAGCUUAAAAAAAGGAACUUGUAUAAUUCUGCCGCCUUCUUCUUUUUCUUUCUUCUUAUUCUUCUUUUUCUUUCUUCUUAUUCUUCUUUUUCUUUCUUCUUAUUAUUCCUCUUUUUUCUUUCUUCUUAUUCUUCUUCUUUAGAUAGUGCUUGUUGUAAAACAAUUAUUGGUAAAAUAAUGCUGUUGUUAUCACCAUAUUUUUCAAUGUACAAUUCUUUUAAUAUAACGAUUAAUUUAGUUUUAAACUCUCAGUACAUUAUCAUACACACAAGCUAUUUGAAGCGCCUUAAUAUUUAAACUUGGGUUAGUAUUCAAAAUUCAUACUCAAGUUUCUAUCUUAAGGGCGUAUCGACUUUCCUUGUAUUACUUAAUCGAUCAAUCGAUCGAUUAAAACAUUUAAAAUUUGGAAUUUAAACAAUGAAUUAAAAGAACACGUUUUCAUCUCUCGAGUGACUUCAUCUCCUAUGAUUAACUUCGUCUUAAUUUUCUUUUAUUAAUCUUAAACAGUAUCUUGUGAUAGAUUUAUAUUAUAAUAUGAGCCUAAGAUACAACACGCGCAUAUAGAGAUAGCUAUAUACAGUUGCCAUCUCUUUCUACUAUUUUUAAACUACAAAAGAUUUCAGAAUAUGUUUACAUGUAAAAGUACUGUAAUAGGUUUGGUAUAUAUGUUUAUUUUUAUGAAAUAGUUGUUCCCAUGGUCUUAUCCGUGUGAAUUAAAAAAAAAUAAUAAUGGUAAAACGUAACCUAGAUAUUAAAUAAAGAUAUAGUCCGUCUGUGAAUUUAGUUCAAAACAAUUUAAGCAGUCGUUUAAGCAUGUUUGUAUGACAAACAUCCAAAUGUCUUUACAAUCAUUUUCGUCAUCAUUACAUCAGACGUUACCUGUCCACCGCUGGACAUAGGCCUCUCCCAUACUGCCGUAAACACUGACCCCAAGUCACCUGCAUCCACUGACUAUCUACUAUGGUAUUUGAAAUCGUUGCUCAGUCUAGUUUCACACUGCGUUUACCUGUAUGAAGUCGCCACUUUAAAAACUUUCUUCAAACUAAGCCUAUUACAGUUAAUUUACUUUUAAUAAACAUUACCAUUACAUUUACCAGAGGGAGACUUUGUACAAAAGUCGAUUGCUUGGGUACUUCUGUCCCAUUCGUGUUUCAACCGUGAAGCAGUUGUGUUUGCAUGGCUAUGUUUCGGGUUGAAGGGUGGGAUAUGGCGUAAAUUUACUGGGUACAGAGGAAUAACACCCGAGUCCUCAGGAAUGGCAACGCAUGGGAGGUAUCGUGGGCGAAACAGUAUAAUCUGUUAUGUCCGUGGUACUGCUCAUGUCUAUAGGCGACGGUUACCACUUUACAUCAGGUGGGCCGUCAGCUUGUUUGCCAUUCUAAGUUGUAUAAAAAAAAUACAUAAUUAUUGUAUAUAUAUACAAUAAUAAUACAAAUAGAUUCAAAGGUUAUAUUUCAUUAUGUAAAUAAACGAAUGAUUCAACUAUGCCACUGUAGUUAUAUAUUUGUUAGUGUUAGUUAAUGGUAAAUAUUGUGAUUUGAUUUGCUUACAUGUAAAUCAUGCCUUGAUCGAUAAAGUCGCCUUUACGUGCCAGUUUUGAUAUAAAUGAAAAACUAAUUAUGAUAUAAUAUGAUAAAACUGAAAUAUGUACGUGUCCAACCAUUGAUCAAGUAGAAUACGACGCAAGUGUUAAGUGCGUAAGUACUUUAUAGCUUACUAAAGUGUGAUAACGUCGGAAUUGUACGUCGAUUUUCAAGAACAUUUGAUUAGUAUUAGAUAUUUGCAAUUGAUUAUAUAAAAAGUGUUCUGAUUGGUAAUUAAAAUGUAUUUAUUGAUUAAAUUGACAUUAAUUGAUAUUUUCUACUUUGGGUUUGUUGAAAGAGAAAUCUUGUGUAGCGUUAACCAGAAUUUAUUUUAAUAAUCUAUUAGUUUGCUAUCAGAGCAUUUUUUUUUUAAUAGCAAAUGCAAUGAAAUGAAAUUGAUAAAAUAAUAAAAACAAAUGAGAGAUAUUGAAAAAUUUUUCCACUUGUUCCUGUAAAUUGACACAUAAUUCCGACGUUGUAACACUUAGGUACGAACGCACUUAACUAUAUAUCAACUUUUGACACAUAAUUCCGACGUUGUAACACUUCGGUUUGAACGCACUUAACUAUGCGUGUAUACCAAAUUAUAAUAUACGCAUUGUAAGAGCAUUCGCCGUGAUUGAUGCUUCCUUGUAGAGAAAUAUGCAAUGUUAUUUAUGUGAAAACACAUUUCGAUGGAGUCGAACGGUGACGGCUUCUGGCAUUUUUGUUUUAAGCGCAAAUUGUACGGAUACAAAGGUAUAUGCGUGACGAAUGAACGUAGGAGGCACUCAAUUGGAUUGUAUAUAUUUUUUUUUUAUUUUACGCUAUGGAAUAUCAUCGGUUAUUCCGAGACCGAUUUUCAUUUAUUUACAUGAGAGGCAUUCGCUGCUGUAUUGUUGUUUUAAAGAUAAAUAUAUUUCACGAGAAGUACAUAUUGCAUAUGUAAUAAAUUUCAUUUCAAAUGCCACUUAAUGCAAAUAUGCUGGAAGGACGCAAAUGUAUCGACCGCCCCCUUGUUUUCGAGUUGGUACUUUUCUAGUUAAAAAUGGAUAUGAAAUUUCAAAUUUCUUUUGUUUCAUGUAUCAAUAUUGCCAUGAUAUAUUUGUGAAUAUUGAAUAUGCCAUUGUAUAUGUAUAAGGGGGAAUUUUAUGAAGUCACUAUGUUGUCGUUUCCGACAAUUGCUUCGUCUUUAUCCGGAUGUCUUCGUAAGGGGGCGUACGGCGCUUUGCGUCGCAGCGUCAUGUGUAAAUUUCCCAUUAUACGUAUAUAUAUAGACAUGGUUAAAAAUGAUAACAUAAGCUCUAUCAAUAAUAUUGUCGUGAAUUAUGUUUUUUUAUUAGUAUUCUAGCUACAGGGUGCUGUUCUGUUGUGUGCUCAAAAGUAAUAAGUACCUAAGUAAUCUACGGACUAAUUGUUCCAUACGUUCCAGUUUAUUUUCGACAGUGGAAUGGUAACCUUAUUACUUUUACAGUAAGGUCGUAAUUCCGUUUCCCAAAAAUGAGAUAUAGGUAGUUUUUUCUUUUGUAACAGUUUAUUUUGGAUUUUAGGUUUUGUUUUUCGCAUUUUUUAUAUCUUGUUGCAGUCAAUGCUAUUUAAGACGUUUUGAAUGUACGUAUGUUACGUUAUAUCCUUGAACCUACCCGUAAUAAUGGCGAAAAAAUUUCUUUCAGUGAUGUCAUACAUUUUUAUAAAAAAAAUUAUCAAUUUUGUAAUUAUCAAAAUACUUUUUAUAUUCUCUAGGUUGAUGUGGAUGAUAUUCCUUUUAGCAAUAAAUCCUAUAUCCAUAAAAAAAUAAUUAUUAUAAAAAAAAAUGCUGGCAAAAUAUUUUUAUUAAUUUUAUAUAAAUUUAUUAUUAUAUUACGCUUAAUAAUAUAUAAUUAUAUAAAUCAAUAUUUCGAUAAUUUAUGAAAUAAUUGGUCCGUAGGUAAAAGUUUUAUUUUUAAAUUUGCAGAUUACUGAAUAUUGUAGUUCUGUGAUGUCGCUUCUAUAUCAUUAUGUGAUUAUAUUAAAUAGUAUGUAAUUUUAAACAACUGCCGCAUAUGUAUUAGUAUAUUAUAUUAAAAAUGUAAUUAAAUAAAUAGGUAUUUAUUUAAAUUAAUCAAAAGGAAUUUUUAAAAUGCGAUAACAAGCUAUCACAGAAUUAUUUAAUUCGGUUUAUAUUAAGUAUAUAUAUAUUUUUUAUUUUAUAGUGUAAUGCAAUGUAAACCUCAUUAGUGUUAUUGACUAAAUGAAAUGUCAAAUGUGAAUUAUGUAAUUGUCAUUUUCGUAAUAUAUCGUACUACGAUUAUGUAUAAUCGUACAAUAUCGUAAUAUCGUACCAUUGUACCGUCACGGUAUAAUAGGAGAGCAGAAUGUAUGCAAAUGUAUAGAGGCGUGUUUAAAUUUCCAUGCACGUCCAACGUAUCGUUGCGGGGAUUAAAAACGUUUGUUAAAAUUGCAUAUAUUUUGCUCUCCUAUUAUAUCGUUACGGUAAAAUUGUACGAUAUCGUAUCAUAGUAUGGUAUAUUAUAAAAACGACCAGUGGGAAUAAAUGCAACGAGUUUACCAACUGUGGAAUAUUUUAAUAAAGAGACGGAUGUUACAUUUGUACAUGAUAAUAAA